AUGGACGGUGCGCCGGGGAUAGUCGUGCUGGGCGGAAUCAACAUGGAUCUGGUCACCUACUCCGACCGGUUCCCCAGCCCUGGCGAGACAGUUGUCGGCCACCGGUUCCUGACCUACGCCGGUGGCAAGGGCGCCAACCAGGCGGUGGCGGCGGCACGGAUGGGCGGUCGCACGUCAAUGGUGGGGCAGGUCGGGGGUGACUUGUUCGGUCCGCAGUUGCUGGACGGGCUGCGAGAGGCGGGCGUUGACGUUUCAGGCAUAGCCAUUGACGGGGGAGAGACCUCGGGCAUCGCAGUCAUCGGCGUCGAUGGCUCAGCGCAGAAUCGCAUAGUGCAGGUGCUGGGCGCCAAUUCGACUUGCGGCGCAGCCCAGGCCGAAGCAGUCGCCUCGGCCUUGACUGACGCCAGCACACUGAUGCUGCAGCUGGAGGUGCCAAUCGAAGUGUCACUGGCCUCGGCCAGGAAGGCCAACGCCAUGGGGAAGACAGUCAUCCUGGACCCGGGGCCCGUCCGUCCAAUUCCAGAGGAACUGAUUGAGCUGGCCGAUGUGAUAACGCCCAACGAAACCGAGGCUGCGGCUCUCGUAGGGUUUCCGGUCGACGGCCACGGGGCGGCGGAGCGGGCUGCAGAGGAAUUGCUGCGACGGGGGGCCAGAACCGCCAUCAUAAAACUGGGAUCGCAGGGCGCAAUUUUCGCCACGGGCUGGCAGGGCGACACCAGUACGGCCUUUCCCGUGGAGGCAGUAGACACAGUUGCCGCCGGCGACGCGUUCAACGGUGCGCUGGCAGUUUGCCUGGCGGAAGGGAGAUCGCUGGAGCGGGCGGUGAUGCUGGCCUGCGCCGCCGGCGCACUCGCAGUCACCACCACUGGGGCGCAGGACUCCAUGCCGACCCGCGCUGAGGUGGUAGCGUUCCUUGGAAGGUGA
This is a messenger RNA of Geodia barretti, 924 nucleotides long. NCBI's taxonomy places the organism in Eukaryota, Metazoa, Porifera, Demospongiae, Tetractinellida, Geodiidae. The record is from the annotation of a GenBank genome assembly.